AUCAAGAAGCCCACGCACUGGCUGAUGGGCACUUGCAAGAAGAUACUGGAGGAGCUGAACCCCAAGGCGCCCGAGGCGCCCGCCGAGCCUGCGGCCACCGCUCCGCACGAGGGCGGCGAGCCCGGCGCCAAGCGCCGCAGGGUGGACGAGGCGGCCCCCGAG
This is a messenger RNA of Prorocentrum cordatum, 162 nucleotides long. The record is from the annotation of a GenBank genome assembly. NCBI's taxonomy places the organism in Eukaryota, Dinophyceae, Prorocentrales, Prorocentraceae.